CUGCAUUUAAAAAUGGCCAACGCCGCAGGCGGUCAACCACUUGUAAUUUUCACCUUCCAGGUUCCAGUUUCUACAGUAAACCGUUUGGUCAACGAUUAAUUUUCCGACAGGCGGUCGUCACGAUUCAAGACAAUUACUUCUGCCCGCUUAUACUCUUCAGUGCUAUUCACACGUACUUUCAAUUAGACGUUAAAAGUACGGUGGAUGGCCAACCGCACCAAAGUGAAAGGAAGGACAAAGGAUCACCGCGGAAAAGGAUCCGUGUAGUUGAACCGUGUACUAUGAAUUGGAACGUAAAAUGGAGGGCCGUGUAGCUGGUCGACAAUAUUCGUUGUUAUCCUCCGCCGCCUUUCCCUGCUCGUGAAGAUCCCACUACUCGAUAUUGUUACUUUAUCGUAAACGAGGGUGGAGAAUGGAAUGGAUGGAUCGUGCCCCCUACUCCUCUCAAAUUUUGGCGAACAGAAUGGUUCCGAUCGUGGAGUUGGAUAUCUGGUGCAGAAGUUGCCACUGUACAGGCCAAGCCCAGACACGAGUGACUUGGGCUACCACACCUUGGACAAUAGUGCUUGCAGGUCAUCGUCAUCUACUUCAAACGUCACAGCUCCCAUCAAACAUCAACACCAGCAUCAACAGCAAAAGACUCUCUGCCAAUUGGACGAAGAAUUGUUAUUGAAGAUUUUCGACUGGCUUACAACCAAGGAACGAUGUACAGUAGCUCAAACAUGCCAUCGACUGCGAGAAGUUGCAUGGCAUCCCUCCCUAUGGCACGACAUAGAGAUGGACCAUACGCAGUGCGUGACUACAGCGAUGAAUGCAAUAGCAUAUCAUGGCCACCAUUCCAGAAUCCAUCGUCUCAUCCUGAACGGAGCCAGCGGACAUCCUGGAGUCCUAGCCGCUCUUCCUUUGCCAAGACUGACGACUCUGGCCUUGCGUCACCUGAGACAUGUUAAUGAUGACAUUGUUGCAGCAAUACUGGACAAUUGUAUGCAUUUAAGAGAGCUAGACUUAACCGGAUGUGCCUUUGUCACAAGAGCCUAUACUCACCGCAGUGCUCUGCAGCUCCAAUCGUUGGAUAUGAGCGAUUGCCACGGCGUGGACGAUGCUGGUCUUGCUCUCACCCUUUCUCGCAUGCCUCAUCUCUCUUGUCUUUAUUUACGACGUUGUGCACGAAUAACCGAUGCCAGCCUUGUUGCUGUGACUUCAUACUGCGGAACUUUGCGUCAACUUUCCGUAUCAGAUUGUGGAAGAGUAACAGAUUUUGGUGUGCGAGAAUUAGCUGCGCGUUUGGGUCCGUCUUUGAGGUACCUUUCCGUUGGCAAAUGUGAUCGUGUUUCGGAUGCUGGAAUCCUAGUUGUCGCACGACAUUGCUACAAGUUGAGAUACCUAAAUGCCAGAGGAUGCGAAGCACUCAGCGAUACUGCUGUCCUCGCAUUGGCCAAGGGCUGCCCUCGCAUGCGUGCCUUUGACCUCGGGAAGUGUGACAUUGGUGAUGCAACCCUGGAGGCUCUAUCAACAGGUUGUCCAAACUUGAAAAAGCUUUCUUUACGGGGCUGUGAACGCAUAACUGAUGAUGGCCUUGAAGCUCUUGCCUAUUAUGUCCGUGGCUUGCGGCAAUUGAAUAUUGGAGAUUGUCCAAAAGUCACUUGUCUUGGAUAUCGUGCUGUUAAACGCUAUUGUCGACGCUGUGUCAUUGAGCACACCAACCCUGGCUUUUCGAGUUGAUCUUUAGCAUCAUUUGCGUGUCAUCACUCGAUCCAGUGUCAAUUUUACAUAUAAGUACAUUUUUUUUUGUUCUCUUCAACUGCCACAUUCCACGGAAUGGAGCAGUCCCAAUUUUUGGGAUGAUUUUAAUCCGUCCAGUGCCACUUAGUGUUGCCAUAUGAAAAUAUUAAAUUGCAUGAUGAUCGUGUAAAGAUUAGUAUUGAGAAUUAAACGUCCAUGUACAAUUGCAGCAUCAGAUGAAAAGAGAAGACAUAAAUAUAUAUAUGUGUAAAAUUUUAUAGACUAAUAUUUGGUAAACAAAAAACGUAUAUUCGCCUUAUUCAACGUAUACCGUAUUUACCUGAAAAUAAGACACAGUGCACUAUGAAACUUGAUAAACCAGUGCUCAAAGUUGACAGUUUCUUAUUUUUGUGUAAAUAUUUUUACUUACACGAAUGUAUACGCUACAUUAACAUUACAAUAGACUGUAUAAAAUUUAUGAUUAGUGAGUUGGAAGCGUACAUGACCCUAAAGAAAUUUGAUCCAUAAGAAUGUAUUAAAACGACAAUAUUUAACAAAAUUUUCAAAUUAUUUGAUCAGCAUGAUCAAUGAGCAUAAUGAUGAGCAAUAAAAUUCUAAAUUUUUAAAAAAUUUUUUCCCAUAUUAUUUAAAUGGGAAAUAGAAAAUUGAGAAUCGCCACCUCUAAAUAUCAAUAUUAAGAGCUCAUAUUUUACUGAGGUCAUUUUUGAGGGACACUCGGAAGAUUUUUCAAUGUUCUUCGAAAAAAAAAAUAGUCGGUUUUUUUGAAACACUCAAUGUAUAAUGAUGAGUGUGACGAAAUAGAUAGGGAUAGAGGGUAUAUCUGAAAAUAGAUAAUGAAAUUUUAUACCUAUGCGUUUUCUAUACAAAAUGCAUAAAACAGAUUAUCGCGUUAUAGCAGCGGGAUCUUUUUUUUCCCUACCGUGUUCGUUGAUGUUCAAAGUCCUUUUAUCUCAUCCCAACUAACACAUUCUUGCAUGUUUAUUAAAAUGAUGGAGGUGUUACUUUUUCCCUGUUCGAAUAUAUUUUGCGAGGGAAAAAUAGAAGCUCCAUUGCAAAAUCGAGGGUUAUGGGUAGGCGAUAUAUAAAUAAAUAUAUAUAAAUAUAUAUAUAUAUAUAUAUAUAUAUAUUUCUUUUUAACACGUGUCAAAAGUUUUAUAUUUAUAAUCUAUAGUAUUUAACGUAAUAAAUUAAAGAAGUAACGAAUAUCGAAAUGAAUAUAGCAUGAUGAUAAUGACUUCAUGUCUUGUUAUAUUUUUAAUUUAUUUCUCGCAAUAUAUAAUGAUGUAAAAACAAAAAAAUACGAAAAUAUUAGAUAUAAAAAAUAAAACAUCCAUUACAUAAA
This is a messenger RNA of Neodiprion virginianus, 3085 nucleotides long. RefSeq names its product F-box/LRR-repeat protein 7-like (gene Fbxl7). The transcript is spliced from 2 exons. Gene Ontology annotation, molecular function: protein binding. Gene Ontology annotation, biological process: SCF-dependent proteasomal ubiquitin-dependent protein catabolic process. The record is from RefSeq and is a predicted model, not a curated record. Lineage: Eukaryota; Metazoa; Arthropoda; Insecta; Hymenoptera; Diprionidae. Bases 418 to 1722 code for a protein of 434 amino acids. Gene Ontology annotation, cellular component: SCF ubiquitin ligase complex.